AACGCUCAACGGUCACCGUGGUGUGAGGCAGAGAAUGAAGCUAAGCGGAGAAAUCUGAGGGAAACAUUCAUUGUCUGAGUUCAAAACUGAUCGAUGCAUCAAAGAGGAAAAUCAAACAACCGUAGAUCAAGGAGCUUCUCUAGAUCAAGACUCGCUGUUGAAGGCCAUUGAAUCUCACCCACAUUACAUUUCUCUAUUGUCAUCUUCUCCGUCGACCUAACCUAACUAUUCAAUGGCAACACCUUACAAGGCAGAGAGAGACAUCCAAAAGAGUUAUUGGAUGGAGCACUCAAGUGAUUUGACUGUUGAGGCUAUGAUGCUUGACUCCAAAGCUUCUGAUCUUGACAAAGAAGAGCGUCCUGAGGUACUCUCUUUAAUCCCACCAUACGAAGGGAAAAAGGUGCUGGAACUUGGAGCUGGCAUCGGUCGUUUCACUGGUGAGCUGGCUCUAAAGGCUGGUGAAGUCAUCGCCCUGGACUUCAUCGAGAGCGCCAUUAAGAAGAAUGAAAGUGUGAAUGGGCAUUACAAGAACGUCAAGUUUAUGUGUGCUGAUGUGACAUCUCCAGACCUGAAAAUCGAAGAUGGAUCCGUCGACUUGAUUUUCUCAAACUGGUUGCUCAUGUAUCUCUCUGAUAAAGAGGUGGAACUUCUGGCAGAAAGAAUGCUAGGAUGGGUAAAGCCAGGAGGAUACAUUUUCUUCAGAGAAUCUUGCUUCCAUCAAUCUGGAGACAGCAAGCGUAAAUCUAACCCCACUCACUACCGUGAACCAAGAUUCUAUACCAAGGUUUUCCAGGAAUGCCAGGCACGUGAUGCUUCUGGCAAAUCAUUUGAGCUCACUAUGGUUGGUUGCAAAUGCAUUGGAGCGUACGUGAAGAACAAGAAGAAUCAAAACCAGAUAUGCUGGAUUUGGCAAAAAGUAAGCGUGGAGAAUGACAAAGACUUCCAGCGUUUCUUGGACAAUGUUCAAUACAAGUCCAAUGGGAUCUUGCGCUAUGAGCGUGUCUUUGGGCAAGGUUAUGUGAGCACUGGUGGUUUUGAGACAACUAAAGAGUUUGUGGCGAAGAUGGAGCUGAAACCAGGACAGAAAGUCCUAGAUGUCGGUUGUGGUAUCGGUGGAGGUGACUUCUACAUGGCUGAGACUUUCGAUGUUCAUGUUGUUGGUAUCGAUCUAUCAGUCAACAUGAUCUCUUUCGCCUUGGAGCGUGCUAUUGGACUCAACUGCUCGGUCGAGUUUGAAGUUGCGGACUGCACCACAAAGACAUAUCCUGAUAACUCUUUCGACGUCAUUUACAGCCGUGACACUAUUCUGCACAUCCAAGACAAACCGGCUCUGUUUAAGGCAUUCUUCAAGUGGCUAAAACCAGGUGGAAGAGUUCUCAUCACAGACUAUUGCAAGAGUGCUGAAACUCCGUCUCCUGUAUUCGCAGAGUACAUCAAACAAAGAGGAUAUGAUCUCCAUGAUGUUCAAGCUUAUGGACAGAUGCUGAAAGACGCAGGCUUUGAGGACGUGAUCGCAGAGGACCGUACUGAUCAGGUGACCCUCCCCACAUACUUUUGUAUAAUGUCUGCUGAUUCUAACGUAAACCAUUUUAUAUUUUCUCAGUUUGUACAAGUCUUGAGGCGUGAGUUAGAGAAAGUGGAGAAAGAAAAGGAAGAAUUCAUCAGCGACUUCUCAGAAGAAGAUUACAAUGACAUUGUAGGAGGAUGGAAAGCAAAGCUUGAAAGGUCUGACGAGCAGAAAUGGGGAUUGUUCAUCGCCAACAAGAAGUAGAAAAGUCCCCAAAAAGAUAAAACUUAUUUUCCCUUCAAUAAAAAGUGUUCCUUGGAGGACAAACACUUGCUUGUUUUUACUAUCAUGGAACCGUAAAUUGUAACAAAAAAACUCAUGUGUUGUUUCUGUUUCUUAAUCUACUUGCUUUGAAUCUUCA
Brassica napus (rape) is the source of this 1928-nucleotide messenger RNA. Its product is annotated as phosphomethylethanolamine N-methyltransferase. The transcript has 11 exons. NCBI's taxonomy places the organism in Eukaryota, Viridiplantae, Streptophyta, Magnoliopsida, Brassicales, Brassicaceae. Gene Ontology annotation, molecular function: phosphoethanolamine N-methyltransferase activity. Bases 233 to 1771 code for a protein of 512 amino acids. Gene Ontology annotation, biological process: phosphatidylcholine biosynthetic process. The record is from RefSeq and is a predicted model, not a curated record.